Molecule: messenger RNA, 180 nt
Organism: Entrophospora candida
Lineage: Eukaryota; Fungi; Glomeromycota; Glomeromycetes; Entrophosporales; Entrophosporaceae
Source: the annotation of a GenBank genome assembly
AUGUACUCAUUAAGUGAUAAACAAAUAAUUAAAUUAGUUCAAGGUCCAGUUAAUAUAAAUGAAAAAAAUAAUAGUAAUGAAGAGGCUCAACAUGUUGAAAUAACUGAUAAUUCUGGAAAAGAUGCUCUGAUAACUUGGAUUGAUUAUUAUGAGCAACAAGAAGAGAACAAUGAAUUAUAA